Molecule: messenger RNA, 646 nt
Organism: Parathielavia appendiculata
Lineage: Eukaryota; Fungi; Ascomycota; Sordariomycetes; Sordariales; Chaetomiaceae
Product: ubiquitin-conjugating enzyme
Exons: 4
Coding region: 179-646 (155 amino acids)
Source: RefSeq, a predicted model, not a curated record
CCUCAAAUUCACACUCUUUGGAAUUAAACUGAAUCCGCUGCUAUCGCCCGCCCCCUGGCAUUGGAGCUUGAUCGAGCCUGUCAACCUCGAUCCCUCGGAUUCCGCUGCAGGCCGACGACCACCACGACUCCAGCUCUCAGGGCCACAUUCUCUUCUGGCUUCCCCGGGUAUUCCCGUCAUGGCGCUGCCAAAGAGGAUCAUCAAGGAGACGGAGAGGCUGAUGGCCGAGCCAGUUCCUGGAAUCAGUGCCGUUCCCCAUGAAGAUAAUCUCCGGUACUUCGACGUCGAGAUUCACGGCCCCUCGUCAUCGCCGUACGAGGGCGGCAUCUUCAAACUCGAACUGUUCCUUCCCGAUGACUACCCGAUGGCCCCGCCAAAAAUCCGCUUCCUGACCAAGAUCUUCCACCCCAACGUCGACAAGUUGGGCCGCAUCUGCCUUGACGUCUUGAAAACUGACCAGAUUCUAGACAACUGGUCCCCUGCGUUACAGAUCCGAACGAUCCUCCUGUCUAUUCAAGCGCUUCUCGGCGCUCCCAAUCCGGACGAUCCGCUGGCUGCCGACGUUGCCAAGAGCUGGAAGGAGGAUGAGCAAGCCGCCAUCGCAACGGCCAGGGCUUGGACGCAGCAAUACGCCGUCCCGAAAUAG